GUUCCCGACACGCCAGCACGUCCAUUGUACAAGGCGAUCAUUGCGAUUUCAACGCCACGUUUGUUUCCCAAGAUCUCAAAAAGUUGCUUCGCCCGUCGCGUUUCAUCUUUAGCCACCACGGAGUCGUUGGGGGGUUGCUGUCAUAGGAGACACGCGGCCUGUUUGGGCAAUAGCCAGUCCACCUUGCGCUCAGGCUAACUAGCCGGCGCUAGCUGCACGUUAGCCGGCCGCGGUUGGUUUGGUCGAGACGGGGAGCAUGUUACGAACUUGCGUCGGAGGAAUUCGACUUUGAAACGGUCUCGCCCGAAUUGGAAAUUCCACGCGCACUUUCGAAAGGAUGAAUGGUUUCAGCACCGAGGAGGACAGCCACGACGGGCCGCCCGCGCCGCCCCUCUACGGCCAGAGCUGCUGCCUGAUCGAAGACGGCGAGCGCUGCGGCCGCUCCGCCGGCAACGCCUCCUUCAGCAAGCGCAUCCAGAAGAGCAUUUCGCAGAAGAAGCUCAAGCUGGACAUCGACAAAAGUGUGCGCCAUUUGUACAUCUGCGACUUCCACAAGAAUUUCAUCCAGAGCGUGCGCAACAAGAGGAAGAGGAAGACGAGCGACGACGGCGGCGAUUCCCCGGAUCACGACGUGGAGGUGCCAGAGGUGGACUUGUUCCAGCUGCAGGUGAACACGUUGCGGCGCUACAAGCGACACUACAAGCUGCAGACCAGGCCCGGCCUAAACAAGGCCCAGCUGGCCGAGACCGUGAGUCGUCACUUCAGGAACAUUCCGGUGAAUGAGAAGGAAACACUGACCUACUUUAUUUAUAUGGUGAAGAGCAGCAAGAGCCGCUUGGACCAGAAGGGCGACGGUGGCGGGAAACCGCUGGACUAAAAAAAUAAAACAAAAUCUUAUCACCACCUCCAAUAAAAUGGGAACAACAAACAUGUCAAGACAGCACGAAACAACCAAAAACUGGAUCUCCCCACAACCACCAUUCGGUGUCCUUGGGUGACUUUUUUUUAUUUUUUUUUUAACACAGUUACUUCUAUCCAUGUAUAAUUUUUUUUUUCCUUCUCCCGAGCAUUUUCGACUCAAGAACCAGGACUCACUCGGACUUUGCUGAUCGUAUGUCAACUGUUACUGUGUCUUCUGAGGCAAAUGUGGGGGAAAAACCCGACAGAAAAAAGACUUGCUCUCCUUUCCGACAGAAUGACCCCUUUAAACUCGUCGGGAAAGCCACGGGAACGUACUUUUUUUUUUUUUUUUUCUUUUUGUAAAGUCCCCGGUUUGGACUUUGAGAGACCCGGAAAGGACUUGACAUUUUGCAUGUGGUCUUUUUUCCACUGAGAUGCACGCCGUGUAUUGAGAUUGUUCGUGCUAAUUGUUAGCAUUGACGCUCGGAAAGCCCGUCCGGCCCAGUGUUUAGACCGAUCCCUGUACAGAAAUGUUUAUUGCUAAUUGUUAGCAGUGACACACUAAAAGCUCUUAGCCCAGCAUUUAACUCUCUUGCAAUCUUGCGGGUCAAAUUGACCCAUUGUAGGUGCACAUUUUUGUCACCUUUUGGGUAAUUGUGUCAGAUAAACCCAAAAUUGCGUGACAGCAGUUUAAAAAAAAUAUUUUUACAAAAUGUUGUUAACACAUACAGGCUGAAAGGUGUUGGGCCGGUGUUUAACCCUCAUGUUAUGCUGUGGGUCAAAUUGACCCAUGGCAAAAAAAAACAUCUUUUAAAAGUUGUUAGUGUAAUAUCUUAUCUACGUGUGUUUUUUCUCCCCCGAGCCGAUGUUACAAGAGGGUUAAAUAAAGCCCUGUUCCGGGGUGUUUCCAACUCAUUUUUGGCACACGCCGCAUCUUUUGUUAUGGUUUCUCAGAAGAAAGAGAAGACUGUUAUGAUUGAAACCAUAUCCUGUAAAUAUGUAAUCACCUCAUGUUACAAAUAUGCAAUGAAUGAGCUAGUUGUGAAAUCAGGAGCUAAUGAAAACUGAUCAGCUCGUUUUAAAAUAGCAGCUGAUAUUUUAAAAAAAAUGCAAUUCUCAAUACAACUAAAUGUGAAAACAGUUUGUAAUUUGGGGUAAUUUUUAACAUGAUUUUGAUUUCACAAGCCACUUGAAAUGAUACAGCGGGGCGGAUCUGGUUUGGAUUUUGACACCUGUGGUGCACGCGAAUAGCUAGCUAGUGCUACUAGAAGACCGGAAAUUUCCCCGAGUUGUGAUUGUUAGUACGACUGGUUGUUUGUUUCAAAGUGUCCUGCGAUCGGCUGACAGAUCCUGCCUCAAGAUAGCUGGAGAUAGGCUCCGGCACUCCCGCCGACCCUUGUGAGGAUAAGCAUCUUAGAUCAAGGGAUGGGUCAUUGUUAGCACUGACGCAAAAGCUCUUCACCCAGUGUGUAAAUAAACCCUUCAACCAGGUACGACCUUCCUCGCUUGUAGCUAUAAUUCACCCCCACCUUAUCCCUUAUAUUUUUUAAAACACUUUUUGGAUAACUCCUCAAAUUACCAAACAUUAUGGGAAGGUUGAAAAGAACUAUGCUAACUGUUGAUCAGCAGAUGGCGCCAUGACGCUACGCUAUUGUUUGGAAUGAUGACAUCUUGCUAACAGCGGCUAGCACAAUGCUAAC
This is a messenger RNA of Syngnathoides biaculeatus (alligator pipefish), 2600 nucleotides long. RefSeq names its product sap30-like (gene sap30l). Bases 338 to 877 code for a protein of 179 amino acids. Gene Ontology annotation, cellular component: histone deacetylase complex. The record is from RefSeq and is a predicted model, not a curated record. The transcript has 5 exons. Gene Ontology annotation, molecular function: transcription coregulator activity; protein binding. Gene Ontology annotation, biological process: regulation of DNA-templated transcription. Lineage: Eukaryota; Metazoa; Chordata; Actinopteri; Syngnathiformes; Syngnathidae.